Anguilla rostrata (American eel) is the source of this 6295-nucleotide messenger RNA. It is a transcript of the gene cbx2, whose product is annotated as chromobox homolog 2 (Drosophila Pc class). The record is from RefSeq and is a predicted model, not a curated record. NCBI's taxonomy places the organism in Eukaryota, Metazoa, Chordata, Actinopteri, Anguilliformes, Anguillidae. Gene Ontology annotation, cellular component: PRC1 complex; heterochromatin. Bases 69 to 1697 code for a protein of 542 amino acids. The transcript is spliced from 5 exons. Gene Ontology annotation, biological process: negative regulation of transcription by RNA polymerase II.
UGGUUUCUUUCCGCCCUCUUUUUCUUACCGUUUCAUAAAAGGUUAGAAAAUAUUGGCUAAGAGCAGACAUGGAGGAGUUGAGCGCUGUAGGAGAACAGGUUUUUGACGCCGAAUGCAUUCUCAAUAAACGUCUGAAGAAGGGAAAGUUGGAGUAUCUUGUGAAGUGGCGAGGAUGGUCCUCCAAGCACAACAGUUGGGAGCCCCAGGAGAAUCUCUUGGACCCACGGCUAUUGGCUGCCUUCCACAAGAGGGAACAGGAAAAGGAACUUCUGUUCCGCAAGCGGGGGAAGAGGCCAAGAGGGAGACCGCGGAAAAUUGUGGAAACCGUUCCAGCAACUACAAAAAUGAGCAGCUCCUCUUCUUCCUCCUCCUCGUCUUCUUCGUCUGGCUCCUCCUCAUCCUCCUCUUCGUCGUCCUCCUCUUCCUCGGAGGAGGAGGAAGAGGAGGAGGGGGGCGGCGAUCGGAAGGCCAAGCCGGUCCCCCGGCCUCGUGAGCUGCACCCGGUCCCGCAGAAGAAGGCCCAGAUCGUGGUGGCCAAGCAGGAGCCGGUGAGGAAGAAGAGGGGCAGGAAGGCCCUGCCGCCGGAGCUGAAGGUGCUGAGGCAGCCCAAGGGCCCCCGCAGGCUCGCCCCCAAAGAGCCCCCCCCGGCGGAGCCCAAGGGGGGGGUGAAGAAGCCGCUGCAGCCGGCCAGCUUCACCUACACGGGGCUGGGCCGCAGCGCGGGGCGGGACGGCCUGGGGGGGCAGAACAGGGGCGCCUUCUCGCUGGGGGGCGCCCUCCGGGGCUCCCUCUCUGUGGCCGGCUCCGGCCGCUCCCCCACCCCCGCCCCCCCCCUCGGCCGGCCCGCUCAGGGCAGGGGCGCCCCGGACUUCAAACUUUCCGUCUCCGAUGUCGGGGGGGGCGGGGGCCUGGACCUGAAAAUGGCCGCUACCAAAUCCCCGGGCGUGGCAGCGCUCAACCUGCACAGCGCCAAAGCGCCCCCGCCAGCCGGGGGUCCCGCCAACGGGCAGAGGAGGCAGGACGUCCCGGGACAGGCGCCGGCGUCGCAGCGGGCCGGCGGUGGCAAGCCGACGGGGACGGCGCUCUCGCCGCUGAAAGGCAGCUCCAGCCAGGCCCUCAGCCUGCAGGCCCUGAACCUGCAGAGCGUCAGCAAGCCCGCCCCCGGCCCCACCCCCGCCUCCCCCCCGGGGUCCAACCUGCGCAGCGCCGCCGCUCUGGGACGGAAGGCCGCCGGGGUCGGCCCGCGACAGGCGCAAAGGCCGCCCCCGUCCGGCGGCCCGCCGUCCCGGAAAGGCCCGGGGGGCGGGGAGCGCGGGGCCGAGGAGGCGGGGGAGCCGGGGGUGGGGGGGGACCGGCCGGCCAAGGGCCCGGGGGGGAGGGCGGACCGGAGCGGCGCGCAGAACAACGGCUCCUCCGCCGAGGGCGGGGCCCCCAAGGCGGGGCGGGAGCGCGCGUCCUCCAAAGACGGGGGCAAGCAGGGCAUGAGCGCCGGCGAGGAGGCGUCCAGCUCGGACUCGGACCGCGACUCGCCCUUCCCCCCCAACGCCGCCGCCGCCAGCGCCGCCGCCCAGGACUGGAAGCCCCCCCGCAGCCUGAUCGAGCACGUCUUCGUCACGGACGUCACCGCCAACCUCGUCACCGUCACCGUCAAGGAGUCCCCGACCAGCGUGGGCUUCUUCAACGUGCGGCAUUACUGAGCGCUGCGGGGGGGGGCGGGGCGGGGCCGGCGCGGUCGCCGCGGGAACCUUUGAGGAUGUAGAUCAGCUGGUUUCAGGGACAACGCGGAGGGGCUCAGCAGCGGUGCUAAUUUCUCUGCUUCUCCUCAGAGUUGGCCUCUAUUCUGUAGAGACUCUGUUCUGUUGGUCUCUAUUCAGUAGAGACUCCAUUCUGUUGGUCUCUAUUCUGUGGACUUUGACUCCUCAGUCUUUCAUCUCAGAAAAGACAGCUCCUCCUCUUUUUUUUCUCCUUUUUUUUUGUACUUGCAGGUCAAACGGAGAAGUGAAUUUUACUCUGGACUUUCAUGGUUUUUAAGUCUGUCUGUACAGGGAUGGGUUUCACGUCACAGCAGCACAAGGGAAAGACUGGGUCAUCGGCUGCUGGAGGAUUCACUCUCAGAACUAUCACUACUGCUGUGGCUGUGACUCGGGUCACUGGGGGGGGGGGGGCGGGCAGAGACAGGGGCGAAAUGCAGGUGAUGCAUUUUCAGUUUAACGCGGUUUGUACCAGAGUUGUACGGGCAAACAUCCAAGCUGACAUGUAUAUUUUUUAGAUAGUUACCUCAUUCCUAAGUAGCCCAGUUAUAGACUUCUACUGAGCUCACUUCUCAGUAGUUCCUUACGGUGCGUAGAGGAGAACCUGAAACUUUGCAGAGUCCAAAGAAUGUUCCGGAAUAUUUACUUUUAUCGGUGCACAAUUAUUUUUAAAAACAAACACAAACCACUUUUCUGAGUAUCAGAACAAUAGGUAAAGCCAUGUAAUGUGAAAUAACUGCCAACUGCCAUCUCAGUUUUUAGGAUUAAAACUUAUUUGGUAAUGCUGAUUAUUGUUCAUCUUAAUUUAUUAGCAGGUUCAUCUGAAUCAAAAACCAGCGUUUACAGAUUUCUGCAUCCAGCCGACUUCCACAGCUUCUGCCCGUUUGUUGAAAGGUAGCUCGUUGGUCGUAGUCAGACUAAUUAUCGUGUUUCCAUUUUCGUGCUUGGAGGCCACAUUUCAGCACCUCGGGUGAAUUCUCUCCUCUGCCUGUUGCGUUUACUCUUUUGUGAGAGUAUUAGCUAGCUGGCUAGUUGUGUGGUAGCUGCAUUCCCCUAUUUUUCUGAAUAUCUGAAUGUUAGGUUGACUUGCCGGCAAGCAAGUUGUUUUUAACCCUGGGACAGGGAGCCUGGUUUCAGGACACAAAGCUCUUUGUGAAACCAUCACAGAGUCUUUGGUCUGUUUCUUCCCCUCCCCUCUGGCCACAGUGUGUGGAGAGUUAACACCGCAGCUCUAAAUGUGCUCAUCUGCCUGCAGCUCAACCUGAAGCCCAGCCUUCAAUGUGGACGAUCUCUCCACUGUUUCCUGAAAUGAUUUUGUACCAUUUUAUACAAUGUAUGAUUUUACCAUGAUAUUAUUAUUAUUAUUAUUGUUGUUGUUAUUAUUAGAAUCUGUAGAUGAUUUCUCUGAAGGUGUCACAUUUUAUUUUAUACGAUUCUGUACACGGCAGUGUCUUUGUCCAGGUUCAUGAAGAUGGUUUUAAUCUUCUCAUCUGAAGCUUUCUGUGAAGACGGACUGACCUAAGGGGCAGAACCUGUGUUUUUAAACUGUAAAGCAGUUUCGGAAAAUGUCCCUUUGCGGUCUGCUUCUGAUAAUAUGAAGGUGAAAGGAAACGGGAGGUAAGGUUGGCGGUGGCUUGAAUGACGGGUAGCUGCUGUCCCCUGGGAUGGGGGGGAAGAAGCAGGGGAGAAACGCCAGCUGCGUGCUGAUUGGGUGGGUGAGUCUCUUGCUGAUUGGGCGGGUGAUUAGGAUAUUUGGAUACUGUGCCUACAGUAUAGUAUUUUGAUGAAACAGCGUCACUUGUGCAGAUGAUAAAUUAUAGCUUAUACAGAAAAGGUCAGCUGAUCAAUGAUACCAAAAAAUGUGGCGGUUGGUUCUCUCUCUCUCUCUCUCUCCCUCUCCCUCUCUCUCUCUCCACUGUCAUGGUAUUUACCGCAUGCUAAAUGUGGCUGAUGAAUAUCUGGAAGUAUUAGUCACAUACUGAGCGUUUGUUGAGUAACAAAAGCUCAGCCGGUUUAAAUGUUGAAGGAGUAGGCAAAGAGCCAAAUAUGUACAAUUACAUAUUUUUGUGGGUGAAAAUCGGCACGGCAACAUUCUCAGCUGUGGUCAGGACUGCAGCAGAUCUGUUGAGCGUUGGCUGUGAUUCUACGGGCUAUAACAGAGAUAUUACGAUGUUACGACCUGUUUGUUUUACUCUCGGCUCAUUUUUGGGGUUUUCUUUGUUUUUUAACUUCAGCUCUGAUGAUGUGUGUCUGUGCCCAAACGUUCCAAACCUGUUUCUGUGACACACCGGAUCUGUCGUGCAGGUGUUCCCUGGCAGGGAGGCCCGUAGGGUGAUCCACGGCUGGCCUUAGGUCUGGAAAAGGAAAGAGGGUUUCAGUCCACAGAGUAACUCCCCACCUCACCGUGCAACAGCGCCCCCUCUGUCGCGGUGCUGAACUGCAGCCGGUCUGGCAGUCCUCCCGCGCGGCUCUGUGGGAGGACCGGGGGGGGUUUAGCGUGGUGGUGCGGUGAGUCGCGCGCGAGAAGUCUGCGCUCAGCCGGAGCGACGGACUGCAGCCGCCAUCCGCUGCUCCAAAUCCUGAGAGAUUAUUUUUAAUAAUUAAAAGAGAGAAUGCAGGGUGUGGACUGGCUGACACGGAGAGGGGGCGGGGCUUACGGCAGGCUCACUCCUCGUGUGACGGACAGCUCGGCGGCUGACGCCCGUCAGCCGAGGCACUGACGUUAAUCGGGAGGUGCCGAUGGCGGUAAUCGGUACCGCCAUGCUGGGGAUUUGGCGAAAGGCCCGGCCCUUCGGCGGGGCGAGGGCGGGCCUGUUCUGGCACGCAGAGGCGCGGCGAGGUUGUGUCGGGAGCUAGCGCAGUUUGAGCCGCUGGAGAGAACAUGGCGGCUGUUGGGCACAUGAGGAUUAAAACGGCAUCUUCCCCUCUUCGUCACCAGGGAAGUGAGUGAUGUCAUCAAAGAGCUCCUGAAUCUACAGACACAGGAAUUUUAUGCGAUUAACUGAGGGGGAAAUUUGUGCGGAGGAAAAUGCAUCAAAAGAAAAAAAAAAAAUCUGUCUUUGAAGUCUGUAAAUUUCUAUUGUGUUUAUGAAAGGUUUUUUUUUUUACCUCGCCACUUAUGAACAGUUGAGAUUCGUGAGAAUCUAAUUUGUGUUUAAAAAAUUUUUUUUUUUUAAAGCAUGAUAGAUUGACAAGCUGCAGUGAUGUUUUUCCCCCCGAGAAUCAGUGCGGUGUCGUCCAUGUUGAGCUGCCUGCACAGAAACGGCAUUAUGCUGCCUGCGUGUGUGUGCGACCCGGGCUGAAUGGGAACACGCCGCCUCUCACAGAAAGAAUGGAGCACUGUGAUGGAGUCGUGCUCAUCUGUGGCCUUUAAAUCGCUUUCAUUACAGGGGGACACUAGCCUUUGUUUUAAGAGACUGAGGAGAGAUGGAUUAAGAAUGAUACACUUACGGUCUAGCUGUCGUCAUAGUAAUCUCUGUUUUGCCACUUGCGUCUGUGAACCAGAGAAUGAACCUGCAGGAGAUCAGUGUUUGGUCCCUCUCUGUGCUGUUUGUUAGGUGUUCUAAGCCCGUUCUCUCCAAACGGGGCCACAAAUCCAUAACCACCCGGAGUCUUCACAAGUUCGUUUUAGCUGUGAGUCCAGAUCGACGGAAAACAGGGAAACGCCUUGUUUUUUAAAUGAAGUGAACUUUGGGAUGACAGACUGUGUUCUCUUGGCGCUGAUUUGUUAAUAAGAAAUGCAAUUGAUGGUGCAGGUGUAUUUGCUUCAUGCAAAAUUUCCAGUCCGUGACUUUUUUUUUUGUUAAACCAGAUUGUUUUUUUUUCUUUUCUCGUAGUCUGGAAUUCUAAAUUGUGUUUGCAGGUUAAUCCCCAAACUGUGGGAGAGGUUUUAUUUUACAGCGCUGUGGUUUGAGUCUGCUUAACUGUGCUGCUGGAAAUCUGCGCCUGUGUUGACCUGGACUGCUCUUAUGUGCCCAGAGCCUGGGAACUGCUCUGCGUAAAACCCGGAACCCUCCCAAAUCUGGAACAUGGACUGAAGUUAGAAGAGCUGUUCUGGGUUUUACGCAGUGCAGGUAUCCGGCUAACUCAGUAAUCCUGCUCUGUGAUACAGGGUUUUACUCAGUGCAGUUAUCCAGCUAACUCCCUGAUCCUGCUUUGUGAAACACCCCCCUGAGGUUCAGAAUCGGAGGGAUUUAUUUAAGUUACUCCGGGGGGGUUUAUCUUUCAGCAAUUUAAUUUAGUCAAUUUUCUCUUUUCUUUUUUUUUUUUUUACUCAUUUCAAUGGCGGCCAAACUUGUGAUGAUGUAACACUGAUCACAAAUGUACUGCAUGUUUACAUUUUUUACUCAAGCGGAGGGAAACGGGCCUUAACAGUGUUAGACUGAACUGCUCUACACCAUUAGACUGAAAACCUAUAAUGACCAGCUAUUUAUUUAAAAUCUGAUUGUAGGAAUGUGAUUCAUAUCUUCUUUUUUAUUUUUAUUUUUAUUACCGUGCCAGGGUUAAUUUUUCUAAAUUAAUCUUAAUAAAUAACACUUUCAUAA